Molecule: messenger RNA, 774 nt
Organism: Peniophora sp. CBMAI 1063
Lineage: Eukaryota; Fungi; Basidiomycota; Agaricomycetes; Russulales; Peniophoraceae
Source: the annotation of a GenBank genome assembly
AUGCCCCCCGUCACUCGCUCCUCCAUUCGCACGAAGCCCGUCACUCGGUCGGCCGCCCACGCCAUGCUUGUCAACAUGCGGCGCCGAGCUGCUGUGACUUCUCGCUCAUCGGGCACGCGGACCGCAGUGACAGACGAAGAUAUGGAUUUGGUCGCGGCAUUCAGGAAGGAAGUGGGCUUCAAACCCUGGGUUAGGUGGGCGUCUCUGCUGGACAAAGUGCCGCAUCACCGCGACCGGCCGACAUACUGGCGGUACGUCGAUAGGUAUCAUAGGCAUGAUAUCCUAGCCCGCGUCGACGCACUCAAGCGCAAAGCCGGCGCGCACACUGCCCUUCCGUCAAGACGUCGUACCGCGCGCUCCUCUCGCUCCGGCCGUGCGCCGACCCGCCGUACCACGAGCUGUUCGCGCUCGACCGCUCCCAAGCGCGCCGCCCGCAGCGCUCGCGCCAUCGCCCACCCUCUCCCCACUGCCGAUAAGGCCGCAACCCAGCGGUUGGAACGCGCCGCUCGGAGCGAAGUCCGCAAUGCCCGGCGCAACGCCGCAGCUCUCGAUCUUCAGCAAGGUCGCGACGAUGCCGGUCUCAGCCCAGACCCCACACCACCGCCGUCUCCCCGCUCCCUCAGCGUUGAGCUACUAGAUGCGCCCGACGUUAAGCCCCUUUGGUUUCCCGACGAUCAGCGCCACCUUCAGGUAUUCGACGGGAUCGAAGAGGAAAUCGAGGCGUACUUGAAGAUACAGGCGGCUGAGCACUUCCGGUUAAACGCUGAUAGUUAG